This is a messenger RNA of Leptopilina heterotoma, 2104 nucleotides long. Its product is annotated as poly [ADP-ribose] polymerase tankyrase-like. The transcript has a single exon. The record is from RefSeq and is a predicted model, not a curated record. Lineage: Eukaryota; Metazoa; Arthropoda; Insecta; Hymenoptera; Figitidae. Gene Ontology annotation, molecular function: protein binding. The coding region runs from base 1 to 1863 and encodes 620 amino acids.
AUGGUUGAAAUUCUUUUUAAACAUGGUGCGCUUUUGAGUGAGAACGAUUUAACAAAUAUGGAACCUCUUCAAAAUGCAGUUUUCAGAGAAAAACUUGCAAUUGUAAAGUUGCUCAUGAUGAACGGAUGUAACAAAGUCGAUAUUCCAGUUAAAUAUGUUUCUUCUCUUAAACUUGCAGUAUCGUCCGGUCGUUUGGACAUUCUAGAAUAUCUCAUGAAGAAUGGAGUAAAAAGCAUCGCAACAGUUAAGGAAGAUAAACUAGGCUUAUUUAGAUCAAUUAUUUUGGAAGGCAGUUUGGAUACUUUAAACUUUUUAGUCGAUAUUGGUAUUAAAGUACAGGAUUUAGAUGAUGUAUUUAAUAGUACAUUUUAUUUGAGUCGUUAUGACAUGUGGAAAUAUUUAUUAACAAGUUUGUCGAAAAUUAGUGCAAAAACGUAUUUUCAAGAAAAACAGCUUCAUUUUUCUAUUCGAACGGGCCAAGUGGAGACUGUUAAAGAAAUGGUAAAUGAACCAUCAAACGAAUAUGAAUCGAACACUUUUGCCAGAAAAUUAGCCGUUUACAUUGCUGUUGAAAGUGGCAGUGAAGAAAUGUUAAAAAUUCUUCUAAACGCUGGUUAUCCUGUUACUGACAGUCUGUUUAAAUUUAUAAGUCCUCUUCACCUUGCAGCAACAUUCGAGCACCCGAGACUAGUGAAACUGCUAUUGGACGCUGGAGCUAAUGUUAAUUUACGAACUGAAGAUUAUCGCCUUACACCACUGCAUUUCGCAGCAAUGUCAGUGCAGCCAGCUGUAGUUAGAUUUCUUCUAAAUCAUGGUGCUGAUCGAUCUAAAGCCUCUAAAUUCGGUGAAUCGCCGUUGGAAACAGCUUUGAAGAUUCAGUCAGGCCUGCAUCGUACCGUACCUGUUACUCCUUUGGUGUUUGAUGAAUUGGUAAAAGUGACGGAAAUGUUAAUUCGGUAUUCGAAUAGUAAAACUAAUGAAAGAUUAUUUGCACAUGCAGUUGGAAUAAGAGUUUCAUCAAGUAUCAAUAAUUCAAAGCCAGUGUCAAGAAAAAUAAUGUCGGAUAUAGGUGAUUGUGUAUUUCGUCCUGAAAUUGUUAGAUGCAUAUGUAAUUAUUUAAGUAAUAAAAAAGUCAAAAGUUGCUCUGAGACAGUUCUAGUUAAAAACAGUUCUUUACUUUUUCACCCACCAGAGUUGUUAGAACUUAUGAUGGAAUGUAAUGAUUCGAAAUCAUGUUAUUAUGUGAAAAUAAACUAUGCUGACAGAAAUUCCAAGAGUCAAUUACUUAUAAUUGGUUACUCUAAAAACGUUGAUAAUCUCUCAAUUGUUGUUUAUGAAAUUUCUAAUUAUUAUAAUGUUUACGACGACGAAGAAGUCUGGAAGAAUAAAAUUAAUUUUAUAAAAUUGAUAGUAUGUCGUCUAGUAUUGUUAAAUACAAAGUGUGAUCGAAUUGACCUUGAGGAAUGUGAUUUAAUUGAUCUUAUUGAUGUUAUUGAUUGGGAGAAGAAGUGUAUAGAGGAGCAAAGAGUCAUGCAAAAGACGAAAGUUAAUAAAAAUCUGAACUUCACAUUCUAUGAUGUAUUAACGAAAUCAAUUGAUGAAGUUGCAAUGUACACGAGCAACAAUGACUUUUUAAAAGCAAUCGAAUCUUCUGAUAAAAAAUUUCCGAUCUAUGCUGAUUUUUUGAAGGUAAAUGUCGAAAUAGCAGAAAGAAGAAGAAAUUUCAUCAACGAUUGUGUUAAUUUAUUGUUAAAUUUAGUUCAAAACUGCCAUAGAAUUCGAAUUUCUGCAGCUGAAAUCAAUGAAAUUUUCAAAUAUCUGUCAAUUAUAGAUUUGCGAAGAUUUUCAGCAGCUUGUACCUAAAAUGUGAUUUUAAUACGUAAUUAGCGAAAAUAUUUUCUUAUGUAUUUUUUUACUGUACAAAAAAGAUCCCUGAAAAAAACUUCAAAUUUAGUGACAUGUAACAUUAAAAUAUUUUAGUAUAAUGUGAUAUUAUAUGUAAAAAAUAUGCUUUUUCAUUUUUAUCUCCCAGUGAGGCCUUUAUUCUCAUAGAGAAUAUACAUGUAUUUGUUAUAAUAAUAUACAUUUUAUAAAAAAUCUGAAA